AUGCAUCACUCGACCAUGAGCUCGGCGGGAAAGGGUAUACUACUGCUGGCUAUACUAGGAUUAUUGCAUGCUGCGUACUCGGCCUAUGAACACCUAUCAUUACUUAAAGCUCUAGACCGGCCUUCGCGGGUUCCAAUCGACAUUGCCAUCGAAUCAAUCCUCGCAUUCGCCGUGUUUUUAUUCGGCGUGUCACUCUCUUCAUCUGAGCUCAAGGAGAUCUCAUGGGCCAGCGAAAUGCGCUACAGAAAAAUAGACGAUGUCCACUCGCGUCUUGGCUUUGCUUCGUUCAAUCACCGUGGAAAACAAUUGUACGGCGGCAAAGCACCAGCAGAGUGA
Rhizoctonia solani is the source of this 336-nucleotide messenger RNA. RefSeq names its product Membrane magnesium transporter. Gene Ontology annotation, cellular component: Golgi apparatus; early endosome; plasma membrane. NCBI's taxonomy places the organism in Eukaryota, Fungi, Basidiomycota, Agaricomycetes, Cantharellales, Ceratobasidiaceae. The transcript is spliced from 5 exons. The record is from RefSeq and is a predicted model, not a curated record. Bases 1 to 336 code for a protein of 111 amino acids.